AUGGCAAUCACAGUGGUAGCAGGAGUAAUGAUGAGAGAUGUGAUUGAUGCAGCUGCUAAGGAAGGCCUUGCUCUGCCACCUAUGACUUACUGGGAUGGCAUUUCUACAACAGGGGUGUUGAGCACUAGAGCUCAUGGAAGUGGGAUUUUGGGUAAGGGGAGUGCUCUCCAUGAUUAUGUUAGAGCUCUCACCAUUGUUGUUCCUACUACUCCUACACUAGGCUAUUUCAAGCUUGUAAGUGUUGCUCAGGGAGAUGAGUGUUUCAAUGGUGUGAGAUUAUCUCUGGGUGUAUUGGGCGCCAUCUCAGAGAUUACAUUUGUUAAUACAAUUGAAUCAACACAAGACACAAAGCUGUUAUGCAAUCUGACCGGACAAAUAAUGACCGCGAGAGUAUCGACAUGUGCAGGGUUCUUAAAUAGUGAAAGCCAAGGAUUCGUCAAAUAUCCAGUGAUAGGAUGGAAUAACAGAAUGCAGGCCACAGGAGGAUGUCAAGAUUACUUUCACAAACAAGAACCCAAUCCCAAACUAUGCACACGCCAUCAGAUUUUGGACAAGAACGAAUCCGUAUGUUCAUGGGAUCGUCGAGCAGAUGGUGUAAAAGGCUUCGACGUAGAAAUCUACGUGCCUCUCAAGAAUGCAAAACAUGCAAUUCUGGACGUAAAGAAAGUCCGAGACCUAAAUCCACAAGCCCUCUGUGAGCUUGAGUUUCAAGACGGCAUCUCCAUGCGCUCCGUGAAGAAGUCAGAAGCUUAUCUGGGACAUUCUGAAGAUGUUUUUACGUUCGAGCUUGAGUAUUUGAGAAAGGAGCAGUGGGAGGAACCAAGUGGAACACGGAUGUUUAUGAAGAGAUAG
Molecule: messenger RNA, 852 nt
Organism: Cryptomeria japonica (Japanese cedar)
Lineage: Eukaryota; Viridiplantae; Streptophyta; Pinopsida; Cupressales; Cupressaceae
Product: probable L-gulonolactone oxidase 1
Exons: 2
Coding region: 1-852 (283 amino acids)
Molecular function (GO): oxidoreductase activity; FAD binding
Source: RefSeq, a predicted model, not a curated record